Molecule: messenger RNA, 1051 nt
Organism: Botrytis cinerea B05.10
Lineage: Eukaryota; Fungi; Ascomycota; Leotiomycetes; Helotiales; Sclerotiniaceae
Exons: 4
Coding region: 327-764 (145 amino acids)
Source: RefSeq, a predicted model, not a curated record
GGACAUUGAUCAAAAGUUUGAUCCGGUACUUUUCCCUUGAUUUUCUCUGGCGGGAACUUAAGCGCUGACAACAAGCUUUUGGGUCGCCAACCUGCCAACGCGAUGCUGGGGCAAUGGAAAACAGAGCUUGGGACAGGUGUCCGCCUACCUUUAUCUGCAAGAUUGAACAGAACGGUUAUCGACAUGAUGGUAACCAAGCGCGAACAAUUUGAACAAUCCUACAAAACCCGCGAUAGAUACACUUAAAUCAUCGAAAACUCAUUAUUCUACCAUAAUUUCUGUGGCCGAACCUUCGGCCGGUAAUCCGAUAGUUGGAAGCACUGCCGAUGUGCCCAGCGGCUAUCGAUGGUUGGCACUCACCACGCUUUCAUUUAAGAUACCAAGAAACUCAUGUGUCUCUUGGAUUCAAUUGUGGAUUCUCCUUUUUAGACGUUUAUUUUCCAUCAUACCAAAUAAUUUGCAGUCGUUGUGGCUUUUUUUCCAAAACUCUAACGUUCGCUAUGGCAUCACGAUCUGAUUCAAAACAACCGCCAUGUCCUCACCCACCUGCAUCAAUGACAGUGCCACAAAUUCCGUCUCCUAUCCACACUGAACAACCCAAAUUAAUCGAGGAGAUGACUCUAUCGCCAGCAUCUGAAUCUCCAGUAGGCUUAAGAGGAGGUGGACAUCACAAUCGUCAUCAUCAUUCUCAUACAAAAAGAAAUACUGCAAUUGUGGGUGGUGUGUGUUGCUGUGAGUGUUGUGAAUGCUGUUGUUGCAUAUGACGAAAAGGAUGAAAAGGGUAGUACGGUUAUGAGAAUUUCGCGAUAAAUUCCACUUUUUAAAUAAAAGCAUGGAACUUUGGGGACGGAAAUAUCUUAUAAGUUAGCGGAAUGAAUUUAAAUAUUCCACUUGGAAGAUCAGCAUGCUAAAAUUGAGCAAGAUGCAGGCGUGAUUUAAAGUGAGGUUUAGAUGUCAAAGUCUGAGUGCCUCCACAUAUUUUGAAGGACGAAGAGAAUGUUAGUCGAGCCACUUGCCAUACCUUAAGUACUGAAGUAAUAAGAAAGCUUCA